UCGAAGAGUAGAACCAAUUGUGUGAAGGUGGCCAGUGGAAAUAAAUCAGAAACACUGUGUCCAACAGGCAAAAGGACUACUUUCUCAUCCAGCUCCGCGGUUGAUGCGAGUGCGGAAUCCGGUGCGAUUACCACAUCAGCGAGCACGGACGAACCAACGGCAGCUCCAACUGAAGCGACAUCACAAACCACGAAUGGCAAAGAAGAAAGAGAUAAAACCCCAUCUAAGGAAGAAGAAAAAGUAACUCAACAAGGGGGCGCAGAAGAAGACAAAAAAAAGGUUUCAGAAGAAGCAAUGGAGAACGAACCUGAAGCUGAUGGCCGCCUAAUUAGGCAAGCCAGAGAUACUCCAAACAGUGGUGGAUCUAUGGAUGUAACUGUGUAUUACAUGUUGGGUAAGUGUUAA
Messenger RNA from Echinostoma caproni, 405 nucleotides. Lineage: Eukaryota; Metazoa; Platyhelminthes; Trematoda; Plagiorchiida; Echinostomatidae. The record is from the annotation of a GenBank genome assembly.